AUGUGUGUGUGUAUUUGUUUCCAGGACCUGGCGCAGUGUGUGAACGAGGUGAAGCGAGACAAUGAGAUCAUCAGGCAGAUCACGUCCUUCCAGUUGUCCAUAGAAAACAUGACUCAGUCUCUAGCUUUCUACGGUCGCCCCAAGAUUGAUGGAGAGCUGAAGAUCUGCAGCUCGGAGAAGAAGUCUAAGCAGGACAGGUAUGCAUUCCUCUUUGAUAAAGCCAUGUUUGUGUGUAAGAAGAAGAGUGGAGAGACCUUUGAGUUAAAGGAGAUCAUUGAACUACAGCACUACCAGAUACGAGAUGAAACCACAGGAGAGAAGGACAAUAAAAAGUGGUCCUAUUUGUUCCUCCUGCUGGACUGCUAUGGGAGGUGUGGGUACGACUUAUUCUUCAAAACCAGAGAACUGAAGAAGAAAUGGCUGGAGCAGUUUGAGAUGGCUCUGUCAAAUAUGUGUCCAGAGAACUCCACAGCCAACAACCACGACUUCCAGAUGCACUGCUUCGAGGACACCACCUCCUGCAAGGCCUGCUCGAUGCUGUUAAGAGGGAUAUUUUUCCAGGGCUAUCGCUGCACUCGCUGUAAAAUGGCUGCACAUAAAGAGUGUUUAGGCAGAGUCCCUGCCUGCGGACGAAACUCAGAUCACGCUGGCACUACGAGGAAGAAUAAAACACAGAGGUCCUCCGGACACUCCAGCGUUGGAUUUCCUAAGAUGGAGGUAUGUCAGGAGUAUUAUGGCUUGCCUCCGCCUCCUGUGGGCUUCGGCCAACCUCUUCACCUCUCCAAAGGUGACAUCAUUGAGCUGACCCGGGCUGAUGCCGACCUGCCAUGGUGGGAGGGAAGAAACCUGACUGUUGGUCAAAUGGGAUGGUUCCCCUGCCAGAAAGUUCAGCCCUACGUCUCUGUGAGUAUCAGCCAACAUGAGCUGCUAAACAAGGCCGACCCCGACUUGUCUGACUUCAGCUGGUUUGCUGGGAACAUGGACAGAAGUGCUGCCAAAAACCUGCUAAUGUCACGGUCUGAUGGAACCUUCCUCGUGCGGCAGAAAGAUGGAGGAGAGUUUGCCAUCAGCAUCAAGUUCAACAUGGACAUCAGACACAUUAAGAUCACGUCCACUGAAGGCCUGUACCGCAUCAAUGAGAAGAAAGCAUUCAAGGGUUUAAUUGAGAUGAUUCAGUUUUACCAGCAGAACUCUUUGAAGGAGUAUUUCAAGGAUGUGGACACCACCCUACGGACGCCUUACAAACAACCAGAGCAGAGCAACUCGUCCAACGACACGCCAAAUAGCACACCAGGAGGCAGCAUGAGGAGUUUUGGCGUAGCGAGGGCCAGGUACGACUUCUCAGCCAGGGACCGUUCAGAGCUGUCGCUGCGGGAGGGAGACACCAUCAAGAUCCUAUCCAAGAAAGGUCACAGUGGUUGGUGGAAAGGAGAGGUGUAUGGCCGGGUGGGGCUCUUUCCAGCCAACUAUGUGGAGGAGGACUACUCUGACUACUGCUGACGUGGCUGCAGAGAAGAUGUGUGAGAACCCAAACUAUAUGUGCAGGAGACUGUGUGAUACCUGGUCCCCAUUGAUUGCAUUAACCCAUAUGCACGUGUGUCUGUGUGCGUGUGAGAGAGAUGCUGUUACUUGUGAUCUAAUGAGUGUCUAGUUAUGUGAAUAAAACUUUUUUCCAACUGA
Molecule: messenger RNA, 1680 nt
Organism: Lates calcarifer (barramundi perch)
Lineage: Eukaryota; Metazoa; Chordata; Actinopteri; Centropomidae
Product: proto-oncogene vav
Exons: 16
Coding region: 1-1500 (499 amino acids)
Biological process (GO): cell migration; regulation of GTPase activity
Cellular component (GO): cytoplasm
Molecular function (GO): guanyl-nucleotide exchange factor activity; protein binding
Source: RefSeq, a predicted model, not a curated record